This is a messenger RNA of Andrographis paniculata, 1574 nucleotides long. Its product is annotated as putative oxidoreductase TDA3. The transcript is spliced from 4 exons. The coding region runs from base 51 to 1376 and encodes 441 amino acids. Gene Ontology annotation, molecular function: oxidoreductase activity. NCBI's taxonomy places the organism in Eukaryota, Viridiplantae, Streptophyta, Magnoliopsida, Lamiales, Acanthaceae. Gene Ontology annotation, cellular component: cytoplasm. The record is from RefSeq and is a predicted model, not a curated record.
CCCAAAUCGGACACGUGUCAGCUCACGAGAUAGGGAAUCCGUUUUUGUAGAUGGCGGUGCUGGUUACGACGUCGUUUCCGAAUUUCACUCUGCCCCGACGGUUCCGGCGGAACAAAUUUGGCCCGAUUGAAAUCUCCUCGAUUCGCUGUUGCAGUUCAUCAUCAGCGCCGCCGCCUGCGACGAUGGAUGCUGGAACAACCUCCAAGAGAGUGGUGGUGUGCGGCGGAGGAAUAAUUGGUGUGUGCACCGCCUACUUCCUCUCGAAGAGAGGCGCCGCCGUCACUCUCGUCGAGAAAUCUUCCAUCGCCUGCGGCGCUUCCGGCAAGGCCGGCGGCUUCCUCGCCCUCGACUGGUGCGACGACGGACCGGUCUCCUCCCUCGCGCGCGCCAGCUUCAAUCUCCACCGCACACUGGCCAGGGAGCUCAACGGCGCCGAAUCGUACGGCUAUCGUACUGUCAACACUCUCAGCCUUUCGAUAACCGAAACGGCGUCGUCUCCAUCGUCUUCUUCUUCAGCUCAAUCGAACCGCAAAUCGGGCUCCACCGUCCCAUCCUGGGUCGACGGGGCGGCGAAAAACCCUAGGGAAAUCGGAACCACAGCCACAACGGCGCAAGUGCACCCCCAAUUGUUCACGCAGACGCUUCUGGCGAAGGCAGUGGAGGAUUACAGAUUGAAGGUUGUGAUCGGGAAAUUGGAGAGGGUGGAGGCGGUGGAUGGGGAGGCCAAGGCGGUUGUUCUGGAGGACGGCGGAGUAAUUGAGGCAGACGCCGUCGUUUUGGCCCUAGGUCCAUGGACAGGGAAGUUUCCCCUUCUGAGCUCCAUAUUUAGGGUUUAUGGCAUAAAGGCUCACAGCAUCGUUCUCGAUCCCAAACCCGACGCCAUGAUUACACCCCAUGCUUUGUUCCUUAGCUACUAUCCUGCGCCGGGCCGGCCUCCAUUAGACCCCGAAGUUUAUCCCCGUCCCACAGGGGAGGUGUAUAUAUGCGGGAUGUCGGCGGAAGCCGACGUCCCCGACGACCCGGCGCAGGUGGUGCCGGCGCCGGAGUCAAUUCAGGUGCUCAAGACCGUGGCGAAGAAUGUGUCGAGCCAUUUGGCCGAGGGUGAGGCGACAUUGAAGGCCAAGCAAGCUUGCUUCCUGCCCUGCACAGACGACAGCAUACCGGUCAUCGGAGUAGUCCCGGGACUUAAUGGAUGCUAUGUGGCCACCGGCCACAGCUGCUGGGGGAUUUUGAAUGGCCCCGCCACCGGCGCAGCCGUGUCGGAGCUUGUCCUUGAUGGCCACGCCGGUAUCGUUGAUCUCGCCCAAUUCAGCCCCGCCAGGUUCCUUCGGGCCCGAAAACGGGUCCAAAACCUUAGAAUUUGUAUAAAUUUGUGACGUCGUAUCGUGGAAGAAGACACACGACAUGAGUGCAUCGGCAAACACGGUAAGCAAUAACGCCGCUGCUGCUGGUGGCGACAAGAAAAUGGAGACGACUGGAGAUUGUACAGCGGCAGGGCCGGAGAAGAAGAUUCAGCCAGCACCGACACCGGCAGCUGCCCCUAAAACGAGCGGCGGCAUCUUGGUAAGUGCGGC